Messenger RNA from Haliaeetus leucocephalus (bald eagle), 441 nucleotides. It is a transcript of the gene CISD3, whose product is annotated as CDGSH iron sulfur domain 3. The transcript has 2 exons. Gene Ontology annotation, molecular function: 2 iron, 2 sulfur cluster binding. Gene Ontology annotation, cellular component: intracellular membrane-bounded organelle. The record is from RefSeq and is a predicted model, not a curated record. NCBI's taxonomy places the organism in Eukaryota, Metazoa, Chordata, Aves, Accipitriformes, Accipitridae. The coding region runs from base 1 to 441 and encodes 146 amino acids.
AUGCCGCUGCUGAGACCGGCUGCGCUUGUGACACUGAUGAGGAUCGCGGGGAACGGCGGGCGGCGGGAGGGAAGCGGGGGUCUCCGCCGGUGCCGGGAUUCGCCGGGGGUUUUGCAGAUCCCUUCGCUUUUCUCAGCCCCCCAGGGACGACGGUAUUCGGCCCCCCCGCAGCCGGUGAUCGCCGCCAAGCAGCCGUUCCCGGUGGAGCUGAAGGCGGGGAAGAAAUACGCCUGGUGCGCCUGCGGGCACAGCAAGAACCAGCCUUUCUGUGACGGGGCCCACAGGAAAGCGGCGCCGGGAAUCUCCCCGCUGCGCUUCAUCCCGGAGGAGGACAAGACGGUCUGGCUGUGUGGGUGCAAGCGCACCCGCUCCCCCCCCUAUUGCGACGGCACCCACAAAGAAGAGGCCGUGCAGAGAGCCCAGCUCUCUGCAAAACCCUGA